Folsomia candida is the source of this 639-nucleotide messenger RNA. RefSeq lists its product as uncharacterized. The record is from RefSeq and is a predicted model, not a curated record. The transcript has 4 exons. The coding region runs from base 208 to 552 and encodes 114 amino acids. NCBI's taxonomy places the organism in Eukaryota, Metazoa, Arthropoda, Collembola, Entomobryomorpha, Isotomidae.
CCUCACCCCUUGGCUACAUUUCGUUUGUAACUGUUUAUUAGGUUUUGAUUCGGAUUUUUGAUUUUUUGUGUGAUUUACAGGCAGGCCACCCUGCCGUUACAUUUGGACGGGAUUUUCAGAGUUGCCCAAGGGUGGAAGAAAUUGACGGAUGUGGCCGUGUCAAAAGCCCGGUUUAGAUGUCAAGCCAUCCUUCAGGCUUUUACUCAAAUGGGCCUUAUGAAUCGCCUCCGAAAUCUGACACUCCACCUGACCUCCGUCGACAAUGAUUAUCGACGAAUAUAUGACGAGUUGGACCAGCAUUCGAGAGAAAUCGAUAUAGCUCUCUUAGCCGCAGUUAUUGCGACCGCGUCGUCCCAACUCAACUCCUUCAAGCUGAGCGGUUUCGAAAUGCUCAUGAAGGAUAACCGCCUGCCACCGCACCUCCAAUUAACUCCAAACUUUCUUGCGAAGGAGGCGCCCUUCUUGGGAAACGUUUCGUUGGCGAAAGUCGACUUCGACGCGGGGUUGAAGCUCGGAGUAACGGUUUCGAAGCCACUUCGCAUGAAAUUGUAACGUAUUUAAACGAGUUAAAAUACUUGGAAAGAAAAGUGAGCAAAAUUAAUUGUGUGGCUAAAAUUUAAUGUCGGGUGAAAUUAUCAG